GCGUGUGCGUCUGCGUGCGUGUGUAUGUGUGCAUGUGUGUGAGUAGCUACACAGAGCCGCCGUGGCUCAGAGGAUCAGCUCGACAAGCAGCUGGGAGCUGACAGGAUUCUACCUGCACCAGGAGCAGGACCGCUCUCUGGACCAGAACCUGGACCGCUCUGUGCACCAGAACCUGGACUGCUCUGUGCACCAGAACCGCUCUCUGGACCAGGACCGCUCACUGGACUAACGGCUCGGUUCCGCCCAGUGCUGCAGACUGAGCCCAGCAGCAGCAGCAGCAGCAGCAGCAGCAGCAGCAGAACCUCCUCAGUGAUCAUUGAUCAGAACCUGAUCAGAACCUGAUCAGAGUAGAGGGAUGGCGCUGUCCUUUCUUCUCUUCCUGUCUGCCGUGUUGCCCUUACUCAGAGCGUCUGCCUAUAAUACAUCAGCCGGUUGUGCCAUCAUCCGUCCUCCCAGAGACGGAGGGAUACGGUACCGAGGUCUGACACAAGAGCAGAUCCGCAGCGUGCAGGUGCUCCCGGUAGACUAUGAGAUCGAGUACAUCUGCAGGGGCAACAGGCUGAUCGUGGGACCAAAGGUCAGGAAGUGUUUGCUCAACGGCACCUGGACGGAUCUGAGCGAGCGCAGCAGAUGCUUGUUGUUGUGUCCUCGGGUGUGGACGUCGUUGGAGAAUGGCCGGGUGUCUUCCUGGCCCCCGGGGCCCCCGGUGGAGGAGACGGUGCUUCACUACAGCUGUCUGCCCGGCUUCAUCCUGACGGGAUGGAACUCAACGCAGUGCAACAAGAUGGGCAAGUGGGACACGCCCAAACCCGUCUGUCGCUAUGAUCGUCAGUACAAAAGCAAGAAGAAGAAGCUCUACAUCGGAGCCCUGUUCCCCAUGAGCGGAGGCUGGCCCGGAGGACAAGCCUGCCUCCCCGCCGCUCAGAUGGCCCUGGACCUGGUGAACGAGAGGAGCGACAUCCUGCCGGACUACGAGCUGGAGCUGAUCCACUAUGACAGUAUGUGUGAUCCAGGCGAGGCCACCAAGCUGCUGUACGACCUUCUGUACACGGAGCCCAUUAAAGUGGUGCUGAUGCCGGGCUGCAGCUCCGUGUCCACGCUGGUGGCCGAGGCUGCUCGCAUGUGGAACCUCAUAGUGUUGUCGUACGGCUCCAGCUCUCCAGCUCUGUCCAACCGCCAGCGUUUUCCCACCUUCUUCCGCACUCAUCCGUCCGCCACCCUUCACAACCCCACUCGAGUGCAGCUCUUCCAGAAGUGGAAGUGGACCAAGAUCGCCACCAUUCAGCAAACAACAGAAGUUUUUACAUCGACUCUGGAUGAUCUGGAGGAGAGGGUGAAGGAGGCGGGGAUAGAAAUCAGCGUCCGUCAGAGCUUCCUCACCGACCCGGCUGUCGCUGUCAAAAAUCUCAAGCGCCAAGAUGCCAGAAUUAUUGUGGGCCUGUUCUACGAGACGGAGGCCAGGAAAGUCUUCUGUGAGGUGUACAAGGAGAAGCUGUACGGGAAGAAGUACGUGUGGUUCCUCAUCGGCUGGUACGCAGACAACUGGUUUAAGAUCAAGGACCCGUCCAUCAACUGUACCGUGGAGCAGAUGGCGGAGGCUGUGGAGGGUCACGUGACCACUGAGAUCGUCAUGCUCAACCCAGAGACGGUGCGAGGAGCCUCCAACCUGACCUCUCAGGAGUUUACAGCCCAGCUGAUGUCUAAACUCGGGGGCAUGAAUCCAGAGGAUACGGGCGGUUUCCAGGAGGCCCCCCUGGCCUACGACGCUGUGUGGGCUCUGGCCCUGGCCCUCAACAAGACCGUGGGACCCCUAAAGACCAAAGGUCACCGGCUGGAGGAGUUCAACUACAACAACCGAGACAUCACAGCUGAGAUCUAUCGAGCCAUGAACACCAGCUCCUUUGAAGGAGUUUCAGGUCAUGUUGUAUUCGACGCUCAAGGGUCUCGAAUGGCCUGGACUCUUAUUGAACAGCUUCAAGGAGGGAGCUAUAAGAAGAUCGGAUACUACGACAGCAGUAAAGGCAAUCUGUCCUGGUACGGGAACGACAAGUGGAUAGGCUCAGGACCCCCUGCAGACCAGACGGUGGUCAUCGAGGAGUUUCGCUACCUGUCCCAGAAGAUCUUUGUCUCCGUGUCCUGCUUCGCUGGGUUGGGAAUCCUGCUGGGAAUCGUCUGCCUCACCUUCAACAUCUACAACAGCAAUGUCAGGUACAUUCAGAACUCUCAGCCGUACCUGAACAACAUGACUGCGGUCGGCUGCAUGAUGGCUCUGGCUGCCGUCUUUCCUCUGGGCAUCGACGGCCUUCACGUCCACAGGAGGCAGUUCCCCGUCGUCUGCCAGUUCCGCCUGUGGCUGCUCGGUCUGGGCUUCAGCCUCGCUUACGGCAGCAUGUUCACCAAGAUCUGGUGGGUCCACACCGUCUUCACCAAGAAGGACGAGAAGAAGGACAAGAGGAAGCAGCACCUGGAACCGUGGAAACUCUACGCUACUGUCGGCGUUCUGCUCGGCAUCGACGUCCUGUCUCUCGUGAUCUGGCAGCUUGUGGAUCCUUUACAUAUCACAAUAGAGAAGUUCACCAGAGAAGCCCCCAAAGGAGACCUGGAUGUUCUGAUCCAGCCUCUACUGGAGCACUGCAGCUCAGAGAAGAUGAACACCUGGCUGGGCGUUGUGUACGGUUAUAAAGGUUUACUGCUGCUGCUCGGCAUCUUCCUGGCCUACGAGACCAAGUCCAUCUCCACGGAGAAGAUCAACGACCACCGAGCUGUAGGCAUGGCCAUCUAUAACGUUGCUGUGCUGUGUAUGAUAACAGCUCCAGUCACCAUGAUCCUGUCCUCUCAGCAGGACGCAUCCUUCGCCUUCGCCUCCAUGGCCAUCGUCUUCUCGGUCUACAUCACCCUGGUGGUUCUGUUCAUUCCCAAGAUGCGGCGCCUGAUCACACGGGGGGAGUGGCAGUCAGACGCCCAGGAGGCCGUGAAGACCGGCUCGUCCACCAACAAUAAUGACGAGGAGAAGUCCAGACAGCUGGAGAGAGAGAACAAGGAGCUACAGAAGAUCAUCCAGGAGAAAGAAGAGCGUGUGUCUGAGCUGAGGAACCAGCUGUCUGAGCGACAGGCCUUGCGAUCGAGGAGAAGAGCAUCCUCCGUCACCAAUCAGAACCACAGCUCCUCGUCGCCCGCCAUCCCCCAGAGCAACACCAGGGCCCUGGCCCCUCCUCCGGGGUACCCGGUCCCCAUCUCCGACCUCCACCCCGUCCCCCCGCCCUUCGGCAACUCGUCCAGCCUCUACCAGCCGGACAGCAAGAUCAGCCGGAAUAACUGCCACACCAGCCGGCUGCAGCUGCUUUACAAGUGAGGUGGUGGUGAACACUGGAGGGAUGAGGACGGUAAUAACAUCCAUAGCUGCACACAGAUGGAGGAAAGGAUGUACCAUCAGCAGCCUGUUGGAGGGGCUGACUCCAAAACUCAUUCCACCAAUCAGCAGAGGACAGAGGAUGACCAGCUUUUGAGCUGAUCAAUAUAAUAUUUGUCUUUCUCUCAGAGAAAAAAAGACAUACAUCUUGUUAAUCAUACAAUUUUGCAUCUAACCUGCCAGUGAUUUCUCAUGUGCCAUCUAGAGUUUGAGAGAAGAUCGCAGUCAGAAUUGACUGUUCGCUCCGCUCUGGCCCCUGAGCUAUUGUUGCUAACCUGUCAGGCUUUCCAUGGUAACACAUCAUGCAUCUUACAGCGGUGGCAGAUUUACCAUUGCAAUCUGUGUUAGUUUCUGAAACAAAAAGUCCUCCCCUUUAGAUUAAGGAAGACAAUAACAGCUUGAAAUCACAGCGGUCGCUGGUAGAUUUAGUUUAUUUUGAUGAUUUAUUUCCACUAGUUGGUUGAAAACUCUCCAACUGACUGGUUUUAAAAUAAAAAGGGUCUUUAAUAAUCACAUGAUGGCUACAUACAUACAAGGAGCCAAGGACACUUCGACAUGUGGACCGUCGACCUUCCGAUUGGUGGACGACCUACGUCACAAAGAAUUAAAUAUACUGCGUGUUUGUGUAGCUUUAACAUCAGUCUCUUAGCAUGAUAUCAUGUAUUUAACCUUCAAGAGCCAUUUAAACAUUUAAAACGAGUCAGCUAGCUUGAUGGUAAAUCUGCUAAUGUUAAAUGGAAAGACGGAUGUAGCAACGGUAGCUAACGGGGGUGGGGGGGGGGGGGGGGGCUUCGACCCAAGAUGUCAUAGCAAAGCAUUUAUCAUCUGUACCUUAAAAUACUGCCUCCUAAUGUGUUAGAUAGUGCUAUGUACUGUAUUAAGAGGCUGGACAAAAGGACAGACUUCAUGAUGACGUCAGUCUUGUGACAAAGUAACUGGUUGUAUCCAAAACAUAAUACGUUUUUGUCAUUUUAGUUUCUCUUUGUUAAAUGUUUGAUGGUGUUUUUUACAUUUUUAUUGGUCUCUGUUCAAAGAGACUGCUGAGUCAUUGUACAUAGUCGUGUGUGUUCAUUCUAAACCCCUCAUAUCACUGUGGAUGAUCCGGGGCUGAAAAGAAAAGUAAGCUGAGGACGCUGCUGUUAUCUGUCAGGUAUUUACUGUAUCAAGUGUUGUGACUGCCACACACCAAGAGCUGAAGGAGCAUCACAUGAGGCUAAAAGCAUCAAUUCAAACACCUUUAUGUGUUUAAUGUUUGGCUACAGCCGUGUUGGGGUGGACAAGUUUUUGUGGACAAGAAAUAUUAAGAACUUCUCAUUUCAAUUAUAAGAAUUAAAGCUGCAAGCAGCGAUGAACGGGCCCUCGCACCUUCCCACGAGUCGGGGUACUGGCGGGACGGAGAUUGACGUGGCCAGGCACAAUAAAACCGGGACUGUUAUGAGUGCAAUGACGCCUGCCACAAGACUCUACGACAAUCGGUUCACGAGUUAUGAAAGGGGGGAUCCGGUCAACCUGCUAGGAGGAGUACAUUAAAAUAGAAAACAUGUCAUUUCCUGUUGCCAGUAGGGGGCGCUAUGAGUGCGACUCAAUAUGGACAUGUAAAUGUCCUCAGGACUGGACCCUUAUCAUGCCUGAGAAAUUUGGAGCAGAUUGGACUAUUUACAGUGGAGUUACAACAACUUCCUGUUUAAUGGCGAAUGGCUCAAAAUGGCCGCCACGCCAU
Molecule: messenger RNA, 5129 nt
Organism: Sebastes umbrosus (honeycomb rockfish)
Lineage: Eukaryota; Metazoa; Chordata; Actinopteri; Perciformes; Sebastidae
Gene: gabbr1b
Product: gamma-aminobutyric acid (GABA) B receptor, 1b
Exons: 24
Coding region: 356-3352 (998 amino acids)
Biological process (GO): gamma-aminobutyric acid signaling pathway; G protein-coupled receptor signaling pathway
Cellular component (GO): G protein-coupled receptor heterodimeric complex; membrane
Molecular function (GO): G protein-coupled GABA receptor activity
Source: RefSeq, a predicted model, not a curated record